AUGAAGUUAAACGUUUGGAUAUGGAUGUUUGCAUUAGUGACAUUGGUAGCCGCCAGUGCAUGGCUGCCAGAAGACUAUGAGAUCUUCUCUCUCAACGACAAAGUCAGAGGUGAUCUCGGUGCAACCAUCACCUUCUAUUCAUGGUUGGGUGUUGAUAAGAAAUCAGACACCAAAGAAAUCUCUAAGGCCUAUAAAAAGUUACUGAGAAGAUUACAUCCAGAUAAGGUGGUUGGGAAAUCCCCAAGAAAGAAGGCAGAAGAAAGAUUCCAACGGUUAUCUGCUGUAGCAGAGAUUCUUCGAAAUAAAAGUUUAAGAAGAAGAUACGAUUAUUUCCUUGAUAAUGGAUUUCCUAAAUGGAAGGGAACAGGUUAUUACUAUUCAAAGUAUCGUCCAGGGUUAAUAAUUACUAUAUUAGGGUUAUACUUGGUUUCUGGGUUGGUCCAUUUCAUGGGCUUGAAGAUUAAUGCUAAACAAGAUUUCAAAAGAUUAAUUGAGUUCAAAAAAGUCAUUAAAGAUCAAGCUUGGAAUGGUCAACUCUUCCCUCCCGUUGAUGGUUCUGAUAGGAAAGUGGUAAAUGAAGCCACGGGACGACAGUUUGUGGUGAAUUCAAUUGGUGAUGUCUUUGCAGUGGAUGAUUCCAAUGAUGAUGAAUUGGUUCUCUUGGACGAGUCUAGAAUUAAUCUCUCUCCUUCAAUUAAAGACACUUUGAUUAUUAGAAUGCCUAUAUUUUUUUGGAAUUUUUCAGUUGGUAAAAUUUUACCUGGUUUGAAAGUGUCGCUUGCCAAAACGGAAACUCACCCCGAACCUUCCUCCACUAAUAACAAUACCAACUCCAACACCAAACCAAAGUCAAAGAAGAAGUCAAACAAAGGUGGAAAGAAAAUAGAAUUACCAAACGGUAAAGUCAUUUAUAGCAGGAAGAAGCAACAAUAA
Lizanozyma spartinae is the source of this 933-nucleotide messenger RNA. RefSeq lists its product as uncharacterized. NCBI's taxonomy places the organism in Eukaryota, Fungi, Ascomycota, Pichiomycetes, Serinales, Debaryomycetaceae. The transcript has a single exon. The coding region runs from base 1 to 933 and encodes 310 amino acids. Gene Ontology annotation, cellular component: endomembrane system. The record is from RefSeq and is a predicted model, not a curated record.